AUGAAUCUCAAAAAGAAGGUCCGGGUCGCGGUCUCCAAAGAUCGCAUCCGAUUCAAUGACAAAAAGCACAAUCUCGACUUGUCCUACAUCACCAACAACCUCAUUGCGAUGGCCUUUCCGGCUACGGGGAUCGAGGCCACCUACCGAAACGACAUCGACGAAGUGUCUCGCAUGUUGCACACUUACCACAAAAACAACUACAUGAUCUGGAACCUCAGAAUACCGCGCACGCUACGCAGUGGCCGGUUGUACGACUACUCCAAGUUCAACCACCAAGUGCUCAACUUUGGGUUUCCCGACCACCACUCGCCACCGCUCGACCUUCUCUUUCAAAUCAUCGUCUCCAUGGACAACUGGCUCAGCGCCUCCCCCGAGCACGUUGCCGUCAUCCACUGCGUCGGCGGCAAGGGUCGCACGGGCACGGUGAUCAGUUGCUACCUCAUCUUCACGGGCUACUUUGCCGAUCCGCAAGAAGCCCUGCUCCAUUUUGCCUACAUGCGUUCCAUGAAGGAACGCGGCGUCACGCAGACCUCACAGAAACGUUAUGUUACCUAUUUCCAGAACAUUUUGCGCAACACCGUGCGACCGCAUCCCAAGGUGCUUCGAAUCCGGCGAGUUGAGUCGUCGUCGAUCAUCUGGGACGUGGAUUGCAUGGUAAAGGGCGACGUGCUGAUCAAGUUCUACCACCUCAAGGAGAACAAGGAAAAGGUGCUCGACAAGACGAAGGAGGGGUCGAAGAAGAAGUUCGAGCAGAGUAUGUUUCGAUUCUCCUUCCACACGGCCUUUGUCGAGCUGGAACAGGGCGGGCUCAUACUCAAGAAGGGCGACCUCGACAUCUACCACAAGCCCAAGCGAUUCCGGGACUCGAUUGAGCGCGACGAGUUUGGGGUGAUCGUCAUCAUGGAGGAGGUGGAGGAGCACAUGGCCCAGCUUUACGGCGAGGAGGAUGCGGCGAUCACCGCCACUUACGAACAAUUUUUCCAGAAGAUCACCUCGGAACGCAUACGCUCGAGACACGAGAGCCUCCUUGUGGUGAACGACGAGGACCAAGAAGAGAGCAACGCGGACACGGACGCGGAGACCGACGAGGAGCUGGAGGAGGACAAUGACAGUGACGGCGACGAUGACGAAAGCAGCAGCUGCGGACAGGGCGAUCUCGAACGCAGCACCUCGUCGGACGCGGUGCCGGAAUCGGUGCCGAAGACGGGCGGCUCGGAGGUCGUGCGACAGCGCGAAAAGGAGAAAGAGAAAGAGAAAAAGAAGAACGAAGCGGCAUCGUCAAAGAGCGAAGUCGAAGCGACCGGGACGGAAGCGAAAGAGAGAAAGAAGAGCGAAGGUGAUGAGGGGAGCACAGAGAAAGGCGACGGCAGCGCGGAGGAGAAGGCCAAAGGGGCGGUGGAAGAGAAGGAAGAGAAGGGCGCCCCGAGUACGCGGCCGCCGGAGAAGGCGCUCAAGAAGAAGGGCUCGAUGCGGGCCAUCAGGAAGAAGCUGAGCAAGCUCAAGAAGGCGAGCGACGGCAGUGGAAGCUCCAUCCGCCGCCGCAAGAAGGACACCAAGCCGACGCCGAGCGACGACGAACAGGAGGCGAGCGACAAGAGUGAAAUUAAGACGGGAGACGUGAGAGCGAAGUCGGAAAGAACGCCGAGCGACAAGGACGCGAACGGGGCGAACGGAGAGACCCAAGGCGGUCGCGUGUCGUCAGCGCUGGCGUCGUCGUUGUCGGCGGAUUUGUCGGCGAGUGGCAAGAAGCACCGACGUCCGGUCACAGUCUACGCCAAGGCUCGACAUUCGGAGGAUUCCAGCAACGGCAACACGGGCGUCAACAUCGGGCGACGGGACGGCACCACGGAUCAACAGCUAAGCGGCACCACACUACCCAAGGGGUCCGAGGGCGCGCUCGGAGAUGCGAAAGGCCUCAAGCCUGAAGCCGUUGGCUCUGCCGGCGCCGGCGCCGCCGCUGACAACGACAACGACGAUGAGGAUGCGGAAGCGAUGGCCAAGGCCGCAGCCAAAUCGCGUUUGCGCUCAACGUCGCUCAAGGACGUGCUCGCGGGUGGUAAAUCCGAGCGCAGGCCCGCCGGCGCCACUCACCUCCUCCUCGGCAGCGCCCGCGGGUCGACCCCCCAGAAGCCUCUCCCGCCGACGCCCGCCGCCUUGGGCGUGGUGGUCACCGCGGAGGAGAACGGCGGCAAGACCGAUGUCGACGUCGAGGGCGCCGUCACCGAUGAUCGUCCGCCGUCGCCGUUGCCGUCACCGCCUUCUUCGCCCAUCUUCUCGCCGGGUUCGCGCUCGCCCAUGUGGGGCGCGGACGGCGGCGCUGCUCGUCGGUCCGCUGGCGCCUCGCUCUCCUCGCACCGCUGCUCCGUGGCCACGCCCUCCUCGCUGGGCCGGCCACACGAAGGCUAA
This is a messenger RNA of Acanthamoeba castellanii str. Neff, 2406 nucleotides long. RefSeq names its product Phosphatidylinositol-3,4,5-trisphosphate 3-phosphatase. NCBI's taxonomy places the organism in Eukaryota, Discosea, Longamoebia, Acanthamoebidae. The coding region runs from base 1 to 2406 and encodes 801 amino acids. Gene Ontology annotation, cellular component: cytosol. The record is from RefSeq and is a predicted model, not a curated record. The transcript is spliced from 8 exons. Gene Ontology annotation, biological process: dephosphorylation. Gene Ontology annotation, molecular function: phosphatidylinositol-3,4,5-trisphosphate 3-phosphatase activity.